AUGCAUCAAGCACAAGUAACCGAAUGGGGCCAGGCUCCUAAAUACAUCGAAGUAGUAGACCUUCCAUCACCCGCCGCAGACGAAGUUCGCAUCAGAGUCCUGGCCGCUGGAACACAUCAAGUGGUCCGCAGUCGAGCAUCGGGAACACACUACACAAGUGGUCAGCUACCUCACGUCCCUGGUAUCGAUGGCACAGGCACGACCGACGAUGGCAAGCUCGUCUACUUCAGCUCUUUUGACACAGGCUCGUUCUCCGAAUACGUCAACAUGGACAAGCGCCGAGCACUCCCUGUCCCUGAUGGCCUCGACCCGGUCCAAGUCGCUGGCAUCACUAACCCGGCCAUGUCUAGCUGGAUGGCUCUAAAGGCUCGGACGAAUGACCUCCCGAAGGACUUCACUGUGCUCAUCGUGGGCGCCACCUCCGCUUCUGGUCGUGUCGCAAUUCCACUCGCUCGCGGUCUCGGUGCAAAGCGAGUCAUCGGCGCUGCACGCAACAAAGCCGCCCUCGACACCCUGGGCCUUGACGAGACCGUCAUCAUCGCCAACGAGCCCGAGAAGACCGAUUUCAGCACCCUCGGCGACGUCGACGUCAUCCUGGACUACGUGUAUGGUCCUGUCACCAUCCACCUGUUCAACUCGCUCAAGUCUCAUCGUCCCGUUCAAUACGUGGAGAUUGGAGGUCUUGACUCUACUGAGAUGAUGCUUCCUAGCUCAAUACUUCGAUCGAAAAACAUUACGAUUCGUGGGAGUGGACCGGGUGCUUGGAGCAUGCAGGAGGUUGUCGAGACGAUGCCGGACAUGCUCACAGCGCUGAAAGAUGUGCCUGAGCAACCUGUGAAGACGGUCAAGCUGGCAGAUGUUGAGAAGAAGUGGAAUAAUGCUGGGAGUGAGCGGUUGGUGUUUGUGCCUUGA
Messenger RNA from Saxophila tyrrhenica, 912 nucleotides. RefSeq lists its product as uncharacterized. The record is from RefSeq and is a predicted model, not a curated record. NCBI's taxonomy places the organism in Eukaryota, Fungi, Ascomycota, Dothideomycetes, Mycosphaerellales, Extremaceae. Gene Ontology annotation, molecular function: oxidoreductase activity. Gene Ontology annotation, cellular component: mitochondrion. Bases 1 to 912 code for a protein of 303 amino acids. The transcript has a single exon.